AUGGAUAACCUCCACUUGAGUUUCAUAGCUGUGGUCCUUUACUUUCAUCUUCCUGGAUCUGGGGGAACCAAGUCAGAGCACACUCUUUGUGAUACCCGUCUCCAUUCAGAGUGCUGGUGGGAGGGGGAGUUGUUACUGAACUGCUCUUUCACCGGACUCUCCGCGGUUCCAGAAGAUAAGGCACCAAUGGCAACGACGGCUGAUUUUAGUCACAAUCAUAUUACAACUUUCCUGUGCACCAGUGGAAGAGAUGAAGAAUGGAUGCUAAAACACCUGAAUCUCAGCGACAACUUGAUUUCUCAACUCUCUUUAACUACUUGUAGAAAUUUACCUGUUUUAGAAACUCUAAACCUCAAUGGUAAUGCCAUCCAGAGCCUCACCCUGGGCGCGCCUACGCACGGAAACGGCGACCGCCCCCUGCCUGCCCUGAAAGUACUGUCAGUUGAAAGGAAUAAUCUCAAGACAGUUCCAAGAGGACUAGGCCAACUGCAGUCUUUACAAACUGUCCGUUUGUCAUCCAAUGCCAUACGACAGAUUGAUCUGAAUGACUUUCAGAACUGUUCACAGCUGAAGGACAUUGACUUGCAUAACAACAAGAUAACUAAAUUUCAUCCAGAUGCCUUCAGGGAUCUCAACAAAUUACAGGUUUUGGAUCUACGUGAAAAUGCUCUGACAACCCCUCUGCCACAGAUAUUCAUCUUCUUGAACUUCUUUCAACUUGAAAUGGAUUCGUCAGAUAAUACCUGGAUAUUUAACAGCAGACUAAAUGCUUUCAAACAUUUAUUUCAUUUUCUCUUUGACCCCACGAGGAAAAGAUGGAGUAUUUCAUACAACAAAUCCACCAACAACUCACGGAAGCCUCUGCUGUAUCUUUCAAGUUUCCAUUUAAACUGCAGCGACAACGUUUUGCACAAGAAGGCUGUGAUCCCAACAGGGAAGACAGCGGUGCUGAACUGUAACCUGGACAACGCCGGGGGUAAUAGUGUCUCUUGGUGGACACCUAAAGGCAGAAUUUCCAAAGAUGAUAAUCUUCCUUAUAUGGCACUGGAUAAAAUGAAUAACUUAGUGAUACACAAUGCUGAGAAAACUGCUGAAGGCUUGUAUUUGUGCAUUUUUAAUGCAAUAAAGACAAAAUAUCUCAUCUACAAGAUAGAGGUGAAAGAAAGGGUUUCAACAGUUUUGGUUAGAAAAGCCCGGGAAACCAUUAGUUUCAGACAAGGAAAAACAGACCAAGACCUUGCCUUGGCUGUCUGCCUCUCCGUGCUCAUUACAUUUGUUUGUGCUUUCUGUCUGGGUGCUUUUGCUAGACCCUAUCUCGUAAGACUGAGACACAUGUGCAGGAACAAAAACUCCGGUUCAGAACAUACUUAUUCUAAUCAAGCUUUUUCAGAUGAAACCUUGGGCAGAGAAUGUUCUGCAAGCAAACCAACAAAUACACAACAUAAUUUGUUAAUUUAUGAUGAUAUUUCCUCAAGAAACACAGGCAAUUUUCCUGUGGAAACUUCUGCUUUGUAUGCAAAUGUCACUGGUAGCAGUGCGCGUGCACCGAAUACUGAAGAGUAUCAGAAACAAAGCGAUGACAUCAAUGUGAAGGGAAAAACAGUGUUUUCAGACUUCAGAACUAGUAUCAGCGAUGAUGUACAUAUAAAUGAUGAUGAUAAUCAACAAUUUUCUGUAAGGAGAGAUUAUGAGAACAGCAAUGAAAUAUCACCAAGAAAAUUAACGAGUAAUGACAUUCCAUUUUGGAAAGAUUCAAAACACGCAAAUGGUGAAGACCCAGAGAAGAGCAGAUUCCCUCCCAUACCCCAGAGACUGAAUGCUAACUCUUAUUCAAAUCACACUGACUCUCCAGGUUUGGAUUUAUCCUUCAUGGGAGAAACUGUCUUUCCACCUUCCACAAUACAAACCCAUACAGUUGCACAGGAUUCUAGACACAGCAAAGUACAUGACAUCUCUGGUCUGCUGAAGCCCAAAAUCACAACGGCUACACCAGAUUCUCCUGAAAGAAAAAGUACCCUUUCAUGUAAGGAACCAAUGAGCACUACAAAAUUGAUGCCUGGAAGGCAAAGCUGUGAUGAACAACUUGGUCUGAACGGCAACACAAAUACAACCAGUGAUCUGGGAGAUUUUAUUUUACCCAGUAGCUGCAAGAGAUACACAAAUAUUGAGAAUCUAAGUGUCUACCAAGCAACAGAAAACUCUCCUCUCAAUGAGUGUGACUGUAAAACAGAAAGUACAACUAGAAAAGAUAUUUCAGCAGAUAAAUUUGAUGAUAGUUCUUCAAGUGAAGGCACUCCAUUCACAAUGAGUGACUGUAGUUCUUUAGAAGACUUUGAACUGGAACAACCUGAUGUUAGUGACAACCUGCCAGCCUAUCAGUCGCCACUAGAGGAAGCCAACAGGAACAGUGGGACUAAGAAGUUCUCAGCACUGCCCGAGUCUCCAGACACUGCUGAUGAACUUCAGCAUUUCGGGGAAAAUGAAGAUGAGAACAAUGAGUAUUUUGAAACCACCAUUAAUUAUAGGUCAGAUACCAUCAUGCCUGAAACAGCAUCACCUUCCACUAACCAUGUAAGCACGUCAGGUGCAGAUACAAUUAGUUCAAGUCAACCUCCCGAUACAUUUGAUUAUCUUGCUAAUGCAGAGACCAUCGAACAGAACUCUGAUUCUGUUCACAAUAAAAUCACAGAUUUUAGUAAAAUGUUACUUUUGUUACAAUAUUCUCCCACAUAUGACACAGAGAAUGCUCCUGAUGAGGCUGAAAUGCAGCUGUUUCACCUUCCCAUCAGGUUACGGCAUUCCCUCAGCUUCAGUCCCACUGAACAAAAAGAAAACGCACUGGAGGGAAGUACAGAUGAGCACAUGGACAGGAGCUCCUCUCAAGAGAACAAGGACGAAGGGGAUGUUAUGUUAAGGAGACAAAUGAGUAGAUCUGCGAACAAGGAUUUUAGUUUUGCUCCCAUUGGCAUCAGUUUGAAUGAAAUUAAUAAAAGAGCAUUGCUACUGCACGCCAGCAAAGAAUCAUCUCUUCAGUCUCUGCCAGAACACACAGCUGAAAAACACCGUACAGGGAAACAAGACUUCCUACCACACUGGAAGCAGGGCAAUGCAACUGAGGCUCAUGCAGAUAAAAAGCAAAGAGGUUUUCAUGAGGAAAACUGUGAUGGAUACACAGAAUUUGAGGACACCAGCAACUGUAGUCUGCCCGAAGACACAGAGUCUUGCAGUCUUACAGCAGAUUUGCUGCAUCUUCAUUCUUUGGGGAAAACACAAUCAGCCUACAACACAGAUGAUUCUUUCCAACUGGAUCACAGUGACGAGGAUGCAUAUUCCUUUUCAGUCCCACAGGAUUUCUUCAAUGAAAGCACACAACACAGUUUACUUUCAUUCCCACAAGAAAUUUCAGCAAAUACAAUCUCUAAAAGCAUUGAUUCCAGCAAGAUGGAGGAUGACGCCAUUUCAACAGGCCUGGAGAACAAUUCUACAGCAGCUCUCAACCUCCAAUAUUCAAAUGAAAAUCCCAGUCAAAAAAGUCAGACCAAUUUAGGACAGGGACAGUUUUUUGUCAGAAAGAAAAGAGCAUUUGAUGGAUUUGCAAAUGUUCUGCAAAGCAGAAGAAACUUCAAUAGCUGAAACACAGAAGUAAUACUAAACUCCCAUAGUGUUUAUGGAAAAAAAUGAUUACAUCUUGAAAUGAAGUGUGUAGCUUUUAAUAACUGUUAAUCACAGAAACUUAAGGGUUGGAAGGGACCUCAAAAGACUAUCUAGCCCAACCCCCAAAUAUCAUGAGGUGCUUUUGUGGGGUUUCUUUUCCUCAGUAUAACAACCUCUCUGCCUUUAACUUCAGAAACCCAAGUUGUAUAACUAUACAUAUGAGAUGUAUAAAGCCUGGAUCCAUCCAAUUUAGAAACACUAUUAAUUCCAAGGGGUAAUUCAGGCCAGUAGCCAUAAGCUUUUGUUUAAAAGUGUAUUUGUAAGACAAACAAUAAUAGAUUCUAUGAAAAGCAAC
This is a messenger RNA of Colius striatus (speckled mousebird), 4009 nucleotides long. RefSeq names its product leucine rich repeat containing 66 (gene LRRC66). Gene Ontology annotation, molecular function: protein binding. Bases 1 to 3633 code for a protein of 1210 amino acids. The record is from RefSeq and is a predicted model, not a curated record. NCBI's taxonomy places the organism in Eukaryota, Metazoa, Chordata, Aves, Coliiformes, Coliidae. The transcript has 4 exons.